Dothidotthia symphoricarpi CBS 119687 is the source of this 514-nucleotide messenger RNA. RefSeq lists its product as uncharacterized. The coding region runs from base 67 to 342 and encodes 91 amino acids. The transcript has a single exon. NCBI's taxonomy places the organism in Eukaryota, Fungi, Ascomycota, Dothideomycetes, Pleosporales, Dothidotthiaceae. The record is from RefSeq and is a predicted model, not a curated record.
GAAUAGCGAUGGGAUGCCUGUCGCACAGCGCUGGCCCCCCGGCCCCUGACGUCGACCUCGGAGCGUAUGCGCUCGUUGACAGCGCGUGCAUUUUCAUUUCAGCGAAACGCUUCCGCUCGCUGCACAUGCAUUCUGUCGCCCUGUCAUGUCGGGUGGAUUUUUUUCUCUGUCGGGCGUAAUGCCGCCGAAAACACAGCACAGCACGGCAGAGCGCGGCAGAGCACAGCGGAGUACAGCACAUUGCAGCAUAUCGCAGCAUAUCGCAGCAUAUCGCAGCACAGCGCAGUAUUAUCCCCAGGCUGUGGGGUUAGCCAUUUGGCCUUUACUCGGCCCGAAGAUUAAUGGCGAUGGGAUCGGGCUUUGAACAUCUGUGCCUGACCGUUUUCACCCAAAGAGUAGUGUGAUCACCGCGAGACGCGACAACUUGCAGGCGCUUUGAAACGUAGGGUAUGUGCGGAUGUGCUUGUUGGGUAUUGGACUCGAUACGACCGGCUUAUUAUCUUAGGAGGUGAUG